Messenger RNA from Penaeus vannamei (Pacific white shrimp), 533 nucleotides. Its product is annotated as cuticle protein AM1199. The record is from RefSeq and is a predicted model, not a curated record. Lineage: Eukaryota; Metazoa; Arthropoda; Malacostraca; Decapoda; Penaeidae.
AGCUGGCCUUACGCUACCUUCUCCGCUGCGUCCUCCUCGCGCAUAGAAUGGAUGUUAUCUUCCUGGUCGCAUGUUGUGUCUGCUUAGUGGCCGGACGCCCGCAAUACGCCUACCCUGCCGCCACGCCCGUGCCCAUCCUGGUGGACGAAAGGAUACCCAUCGACCUGCAAGGAGGAUACGGGUUCAGGAUCCAAACCGGAAACGGCAUCGCGUGGCAAGAGACAGGAGCGGCGACCUCUAAGAGCGGCCAAUACACGUUCACGCACCCCGACGGCACCCCGCACGCCCUCUCGUACACCGCGGGCGUGGGCGGCUUCCUUCCGGUGUCCGACCUCCUCCCGACGCCCCAUCCUCUCGAACCUUGGCAUAUCGAACAGAUCCGAUUCGCUGAGAGCCAAAGAGCGGCUGCGGCUUCGGCUUCAGCGGCGACGGUUGCUUAGAUUAAGAAAAGAGAUUCUUAUUUUCGUGUUAUGUUGUUAAUAUUUAGCUGUUUUCUUUUUACCGGUUUUAUAUGAAUAAAAUAAUUACCUGAU